Didymodactylos carnosus is the source of this 6321-nucleotide messenger RNA. The record is from the annotation of a GenBank genome assembly. Lineage: Eukaryota; Metazoa; Rotifera; Eurotatoria; Philodinida; Philodinidae.
AUGAGUGAACCCAUAAAGCAUGUAACUGUGCAUAAUUUUGAAGUACAUUCUGACAUGAGUUCACAACAAGAAUUUUUAUUUUUUGAUACAUUCUGCCACGAUGAAGAAAUCGAUGAGGUAUUACAAGUCGAUGAAAUUAAAUUUGAACAACCGGUUUAUAUUGACGAAAUAAGAGUUGUACCCCAUGGAUUUCAAGCGAAUUUAAUUGAUAAAACAUUAUCCCGUGUUGGGGCAACAAAACCGUCACCAUGUGAAUUAGAAUUUUUUGCAAAAAAUUUAAAUGCUCGUUCGAAUAGUGACCGAGUGCGAUACGGAAAACUUGGAAAAAAAGUGUUUCACGGUGAAAAUGAUAUGACUUUUUAUCCAUCAUCUUCGAUACCAAGUGAUUCAUUAGUUAUUAAAGGAAAAUAUGAUUCGGUUACAUUGGCCGUUAUUGGAGUACUAGCACGACCAAAAUCACCAAAUGAUCGUCACGAAGCUGUUAAUAAUAAAAAACAAAUUGUUGAUUUUUUACAAUCCGCUUUACCACCACAUCGUGCUCAUCCAAUGGAUACAUUACCAUUCGAUAUUCCCACAGCAAAACCACAACAACAGCAACAACAACAACAACAACAACAACAUCAACCACCUCAAGUACAAGGAACCACGGCUCCUUCUCCGCAUUCAGAUGGUGUCUGGGUUGCACCACCUGAACAACUCGGAAAUCAACAACAAAUUCAGCGACAACCGAAUCAACCAAACCAAACAUAUCAACAACGAUCAAUGCCUCAAGGCUAUGGAAGCGGUAUACAAAUGCAAAAUCGUCGCGAUGAUAUUAUUCAUCCAUCGAUCCAUGAAUAUCCUCCACCUGCUCCUCCCGCUAUUCCUGCUUCAUUGUUGUAUCAACGAGACAAUAAUCCACAAUCCUCUUCUCGUCCAUCACAAAAUUCCGAAAAUUAUCGAAUUACUCAACAAGACGAUUAUGCACGUUUGCCACCACAGCAACAAGCAAUGCCACCACCUCCUGCACCAACAUUCAGUUCUCGAAAUCAAAAUCGAUCUUAUUCUCCAUCAGACUAUCAACAGCAACAACAACGUACUGAAAAUCGUGAGCGUGAAAAACUACACGAACGCAGUGAUGAUAUAGAUGAAAAAUUAGUACCAUUAUCUAGAGUAUCCAGAAAUAAUGAGCAUCGAGGUAUUCAUCAAGAUCAUAUUAAUGAUGAUUUAAAUCAGCUGUCAAACAAUAAUAAUCCUUCAUUUCAAUCUUCUGCACCAUUUCAUAUGUCACCACCAAAUUUAUCUCAAAAGGCUGUGAUAGAAUCAGAUCAAAAAGGGCAAUUUCUUCAUCCAUCUUGUUUAACAAAUGACAAUAGACGAAAUGGAGGCGAUACUAGUGAAGUUGUAACCACGAUAACUUCUGAAGGAAUUUUAAGUGAAGCUGAAUCAUAUGAGUCAGAUGAUAAUACGUCAGAAAGUGAAGCAUCAUCCAUUCAAGGACUUUUAUUCAGUGACGAUGAACAUCAACAAUUAAAGCGUGAUGCUCUUUAUAAUCCACGUGCACCACUUCGUUUACCACAUACACCAUUUCAACUAAAGACAUUUCAUUCAUCCGUAUUGAGUUCAUAUGAAGUAGAAUGUGAAAAGUGUCAUCAUGAAAAAUAUCGUAAUGCCAAUGAAGAUUUAGUUGUUCGAUUUCGCAAAAUACUCUCACAUCAUUCGAUUGAUAAUUGUGAUUUACAUUUAUUAGAAUCAUUAGAAUCUCUAUGUAUGAUAUUACCGGUAGCAUUAGCUUGCUGUGAUAGUAUUGAAGAAACGCCUCUUCAACGAUUAACUGAAUGGACACUGAAAUUAAUCGAUUUAAACUAUAUAAUGGAUAAACAAUUUUUAGAUCGUAAAGAUACAGUAUUGAAAAUACGUUUAUUAAAAUGUGGUAUUCGUCUAUGUGGACAAUUGACAAUGUUAAAUGAAGAUUUUAAUAAUGAAUGGGUGAAAAAAGAUUUUCAAUCCAAACUGUUAGACUUAUUUGAUGAUAAUUGUAUGACACCAACUGUUCGAUUAUUAAUCAUUAAAAGUCUUGAUCAAAGUUUAUAUUUUAAAAGUGGAUUAUUAUGGUUUAUUGGUCGUCAUCCUAACUUUCCCGCUAAUGGUGAAUCAUCAUGCUAUUUUCGUCUUGUUCAAAAAUUAACAAUGACUGACGAAGCAAAACGUUUUUCUGCUGCAAUCGGUAGUUUAUUAACAAAAAUUCAUCUUAAUGAAGAAUUUUUAUCGAUUCGAACUCAUUUAAAAGGUUUACUUUCAUCAUUUAAUAUUGAAAGAUACAAAGAAGAAAUAAUUGAACAACCCAAUAUCAAUGAUGAAACGUCUAAUAGUACGAAAGAAAAAUUAGAUCAUUUAUUAGUAUCAUUAACAGCCAUAUGUGAUAUUUUAACGAAUGCUGAUGAUGUAUUGUCUCAACAAAAAUCUCGUGCCUCUCCAUUACAACCAUCAUUAUCUGUUGUUUUUUCAAAAAUUCAAAAUAGUGAAAAUCCUUGGCCAUCAAUAUUAAAAAUGAUUAUUGAUACUGAUUUUUUGAAAUCAUUAACUGUUUUAAUUCAUAUAUCAGUGUUAAAUUAUCGUCAAGAUUUAUUUAAUUGUAUUGAAGAUAUAUUAAAACAAUUUAUGUUUACAAAUGAUGGUUUAACAUUUCUAGCCAAUCAAACAUCAUUAACAAAUAGUUUAUUGAGAGCACUGUUUCUUGCCGAAACAAAAUUUUCAUCGACAAAUGCUGAAUCAUUGGGUCCUCAAGUUGUUUGUGCUUUACAAACAUUAGCCUUUGUCGAUGAAUUAAAAUUGUACAGUUUAAAUGAUAAUUUAGAAGUGGAUGAUUCAAAUGUAAUUCAAGUAUUGCAUGGUACUUUAUCUCUUAUCGUUUUUUAUCAUUAUAUUCGAAAAUUAUCAUAUAAGAAGAUAAUUGUAAGAGUAUUAGCAUUAGAUAAUAAUAUGAUGGCUAUAUUGAAAUAUUUAUCGCUCACCGGUGAUGAAGAACAAAUUGAAAAAUUAAAAUCAAGUGUACAAGUUCGUUAUAUUGGUCGAAUAUUAUACGAACUUUUAUCUACACCCGAAUCAAUUUUAUUUCUUGAACACUAUGGUUUACAAAUAUUGGAUUUAUGUGAACAACAUACCAAUCAACGUUUAUUACGUUUACGCUAUUGGUUACAACCAUUAUUAAAAAUAAAAACAUUUGAUUCAACUCAAGAGACAAUUGAUGCUGUAAUGACAGAAUUAAAAUGUCAAAUAAAUGAUACACGAACAAAUGAAUUAGCACCCGGUUUAGUCACAGUAUUGAGAAUUAUGAAGUAUCUCGUUGUACCGCCCGAUAGCCAAUUUACAAUAGGAGCCAAAGUUGAACUAAAAUACGACUAUAUGUUAGCGAAAUUUUACAGCAGCGGAGCAUAUAAUAUAUUGAUAAAUAUCCUUGAAAAAUAUUCUGAUUCAUUACUUCCUACGUGGCAAGUUGGUUUUCCUGCACCACAACCUGAUCGGGUUAUUAUUUAUGGGGCAAUUAUUCCAGCGUUGAUCAUUCUCAAAGUGAUGUUACAAAAAUUAAUUUUAGGAAGAAUGGCUAAGUUUCUUGAUAUUACACCCAUAAAAGCAUUAUUUUCCGUUUAUACUGUUACAUUAUGUGCUGCACCAUCCACAGAAUUGUCUGAUCUUGAUACAAUACGUUCAAAUUUAAUUGAUUCGUUUAUGGCUUACACUUGGUCAUUACCAGAGAGUUCAGAUACAGAAGAUGCGUUAAAUAAGAGUGCAUGGAUUAUUGUUCUGCGUGAAAUAUUACGUUUAACAAAACAAUCUCCAUAUACGUUAACGAGUGGGAUAUGUCUAUUAACCGAACUAUUACCAAUUCCACUACCUCAUACCGUUAGACAGCCACUAAGCGAGCAUGAAUGUUCAAGGAUUUUAGACGAUUAUUCACGUUUUCAUAAUGUUUACUAUUGUUUAAUAAUAAGUGAAUCGUCUAAUCUUCAAGAACUAAUUCAAUUUUUGUGUCUAUCUUCGAAUUCUGUUGUACAAGAAUGUCUUAGACGAUUAUGUAUACAACUGAUAGAUUUAGGAGCCAAAUUAGCCAAACAUAUUGUCAAAAUAUUGUUGGAUGUUUUGUUGUCUUUAUUAAAAUAUGAUUCAGAAAAACAACCCAUAUUUACACAAGAUGUUAGUCGUCUGUUAAUGUUCAUUGCCUCAAUAACAUCGAGUCGAGCGUCAAAAUGUGCCUUAUUAACAUUAUUACACUCAAAUGCUGAUGAAAAAUAUAAAAUUCUCUUUCAAGAUUUAUUGUCCAAUUUACAUACACGUUCAGAUAUUGUUACCGACAUUUGUGUUGGUCAAGAAGCAACAUUGUCCAUAAUUCAAAAUUUAUGUGAAAUUAAUCUUUGUUUAUCCUAUUACAAAGAUGAUUUGUUACAAACCAUGGCAAAUUCAUUACCACAAUCUACUCUAUUAAAUCAAAUUUUGAUAAAUUUAAUUAAACUUAUUAGUUCACCAAGACAAAUAUGGACACAAACAACGUUGGCAUUAAGAAUACUAAUUACAUUAUGUGAACAUGAUUAUGGACUACAUCGAAUAAAAAAAGCAUUAACAGGAGAUAAUAUAAAUUCAAUUUGUACAUUAAUAUCAGAAUUUGAUUUACGAUUUGAUAAAGAACAACCAGAUUAUUUGGAUGCUGUAUCAGCAUUAAUGGCAUUUUUAAGAACAUUAGCAACCACAGAUAUCAUUCCAGAAUAUGAAAUGAAAAAUUUUACACGUAAAGAAUGUUUACCAUUGUCAAUGUUUCGUGAAUUACUUGGUGUUUCAUUAACGUCAACAGUCAAUGAUGAAAGUCAUUUAGAAAAAUUUAUUGAAUUAAUUAAUGCUGUUGUUACGGAUGAAAGCGCCCAAAAUGAUGAAAUUAAAGCUGUCGAAGAUGAAGAUCAACAAUGUUUAUUAAGUUUACAAAAAAUUGUUGAACGAGCAAAAGAAAUAAUUAAAUUAUUGAAAACUGAUAUUGAAGCAGAAGAGACAGCAGAACCCAUGUCAAAUGAGAUAAAAGUACAAGAAGAAGUAGAUGAUGAGAUGAAUGCUGUUGAAUUACCGAGACCCGAGACAUUAGAACAACAAUUUCAAAAACGUCUGGUGUAUGUAAUUGAUCAAGAAUUAACAGAUGAUCAUCGAACAACAGAACAAUAUUGGUUUGGAAUACCCACUAUUUUAGAUGAUGCCGAAGAGGUAGCAAAUGAUGAAACAGAUGAGACUCAAAUACAAGAUAAAGUCAAAUGUGAUCUGGAGGAUUUAAUUGGAAAAUAUUGUGGUACAUUUAACUUUUUUGAUGAAUAUAAAAAAGAAGUUGUGGACAAAGUGGUGAAAAAAAGACGUACAACAAAAAAACGUGAUGAAAAGGAAAUAAUAAUAACAACAACGGCAACAAAAUCAGCUCCUUAUAAAGCACCGAUGCGUGGUAGUCGUUUUAGACGUGGUGUACCCUAUUCGGGUAGUCAACGUCGUCAAGAUCAUUUUCGUUCACGUCCACCAAAUACAAGUCGGCCACCAUCAAUGCAUGUUGAUGAAUUUGAACGACAAAAAGAUCAAAAUCAAAAUAGUAUGAUGAUGAAUGAAUAUGGUGGAGGAAACAAUAGUGGUGGAGGAAAUCAAAAUGGAAAUAAUAGCGGUAAUGGAACAAACGAUAAUGAUCAAAAUGGAGGACAAGGAAGUGGAAGUCAAAAGACUGAACAAAUGGGAUCUGAGAGGUUUCACUCAUCACCGUCAUUUCGACGUCAUCAACCUCCGUACGGUGCGUAUAAUCAACCUCAACCUCAGCAGCAGCAGCAACAGCAGCAGCAACAACAACAACAACAACAGCAGCAACGCUAUCAAAAUUUUACACCUCCAUCACAUCAACAUCAACAAAAUUAUUAUCCAUUUGAUCAAUCGAGACCAGAGCCCUAUCGUUCAAAUAUGAAUAAUCGUGACCGUGGACAGAACAAUCUCUUUUGUAUCAAUAAUAACAAUGAUUUACGAUGGCAACGUCGUGGUGUGAUUAGUUCACGAGCAAGCUCAAAUUAUCGUUAUUCAUCAUUUUCACCAGCUAGUAUUGGUUAUGCAAGUAGCAGUUUUGGUUCUUCACUACGAGACCGUCAACCCUAUAGUCAUCCAUCGUCUCGCUAUGGUAUUCUCGAUAUGGAAUCAAAUUAUUUUGGUGCCGAUGAACAAAUCGACGAUCGUGCAUAUGAUUAUUUUCCAUUAAAUAUACCAUUUGAUCCAGUCCGAUAUCGUAGUCAUUUUAGUCGUAAUACCUAUGAUUCAAAUUUAUCUGGUUUUCCACAUUAA